AAAAAUAUAUAGAACAACAGAAAAGAGAAUUAUUUCCUUUUGCGUGCGGCGUAUGUACGGACGGACAAUCGUACAGGGUACAAAGUCGCCGUGCUUUUUUCCGAUCUUCCAUUGCCAGCUUCGCCCAUCCGUUUCUGGCCAGUUCCUUUCCCGUUCGCAGUUCCCGAGCAUGCGCACCCUGGACUCUGACCAAAGCCAACAACCUCCCGACGCCGUCAGAGCCAACCCCUCAUCCGCCCCGCACCGCAAGAUCGGGGUGGCCGUCGACCUGUCGGACGAGAGCGCCUACGCCGUCAGCUGGGCCGUGCAGCAGUACCUCCGCCCCGGUGACUCCGUCGUGCUCCUCCACGUCAGCCCGACCUCCGUCCCCUACGGCGCAGACUGGGGCCCGCUCCCCCACCUCCCUGCCACCCCCUCUUCAGAAGAAGAUUUGCAGAAGAGCCAGGACGAUUUCGACGCCUUCACCAUCUCCAAGGCCGCUGACCUCGCCAAACCCUUGAGGGACGCCCAGGUACCGUACAAGAUUCAUAUAGUGAAGGACCAUGACAUGAAGGAGCGCCUCUGCUUGGAGGUGGAGAGGUUGGGGCUGAGUGCUCUAAUAAUGGGGAGCAGAGGGUUCGGCGCUGCGAUGCGUGGUAAUGAUGGAAGGCUCGGUAGUGUGAGCGAUUACUGCGUCCAUCACUCUCUUUGCCCUGUCAUAGUGGUGAGGUAUCCCGAUGACAACGAAGGCAGCGAUCCUGUUGUGGCAGUAAAUGAACCUCUGGUGGAGGUGGAGGUGGAGGAGGAUGAGAAUGAUGAGGUUGGGGGAAAUUCUCAUGGAAAGGAAGACGAUGCCAAAGGUAAAGUUCCAGAUAUUUAGCAUGGACCACAUGCGAGCGGUAGAUCAAUGAGGUUGCUUGCAGUAUUAUGAUUAAUAACUGUAAUGGAACUCCCGAUUCUCUUACAUGCUAUAGACAAUCAAGAGAAGUGGCCUAAGGUUAGUCAUGGAGGAGAGACGCGUGGUGUGUAUGGAUUGAAUCUUGUCUUGCUUAGAGAGGCUGUGCUGUUUUAUGGCGCCUGCCUGGACGCGUCGUUCGUUCCUUGUUAGUAUAAUUAUAUAUCAGGAUGCUGUUUGUGCAAAUCUUGGAAUAUCGCCGGCUCGGUCGAACAUUACAUUGUGGUUGUAUGCUGUAUUUUUCUCUGUUGUAUAAUAUUGGUGAAUUUCCAAAA
Messenger RNA from Punica granatum (pomegranate), 1209 nucleotides. Lineage: Eukaryota; Viridiplantae; Streptophyta; Magnoliopsida; Myrtales; Lythraceae. The record is from RefSeq and is a predicted model, not a curated record.